Molecule: messenger RNA, 1578 nt
Organism: Orbilia oligospora ATCC 24927
Lineage: Eukaryota; Fungi; Ascomycota; Orbiliomycetes; Orbiliales; Orbiliaceae
Exons: 3
Coding region: 1-1578 (525 amino acids)
Source: RefSeq, a predicted model, not a curated record
AUGCCGCCACAGUACUCGAAACCCGCAGUAUUCCUGCCGUUUGACAUCCUCCACCUCAUAUGCAGGCCAUUAACACAAUCUGACCGCCUCGCCUUUCUGCGAACCUGUCGAAGCUGGUAUACGGCCGGUUAUACACUGAUCCUCACCUCCAUGGACUUCAAAACCCCAGUGAUCGGAGAGCUUCCGAAAUAUAGCUACAACCGUCGAUGGAAAACACACGAAAGCUUGGAUUUGUUACCAAAAACUCUACACAUUACCGACCCAGUUCGUAAAAUCUAUUCGGGAUUAGACACCAGACUGGACAGACUUUUCGACACCAUAACUCGACUCAACAGAGACCUACCUUCGAUUUUCCCAGUACCCGUAAAUCUACUCGCCAACGUUCGCAACGUCCGAAUAAAUUGCCAACUUAUCGAUAUCCCCGGUCGGCAUUCAAACUCCUACGGAGUAACGCAUACUUGGGCUUUCAACCUUAUUCCCCAUAUUCUUAUGCAUUGUCCGAUGCUUGAUGAUAUGGAGGUUAAAGUCAAAUGCGCCUUGUAUAAUUACCCAGUGAUCCAAUAUCCGCACGACAUGGGUAUAUUGAUGCCUAUAAACUCGGGCACAAACCAGAUGCAGUUACGAAAUUCUGGUGGGGUUGAUGUCAGCGGGAACAGCUGGAUAUCCAAUCGUAACUGGGCUGAGUUCUUCUGGAUGGGGUUUACGGAGGAAUGGAAGGGUAAAAGACGGGAAAGGGGGUUAUCGAGGUUUUCGAUAACUUUGGCUGGACGGUCGUUGGUUUCGACAGCGUUCGUGUUCAGGAACGUUUGGUAUAUUUUACAUACUAUGGAUAUGCUUGAUAGGAUUGACGAACUUGAGGUUAGGGAUUUCCAUUAUGCAAGAUUGGGGCAAUAUUGUUCUCCUUCUUGGCUUAUCAUGGCAAUCCCGGGUUAUAUUAUUGAAGCAUCGGGGCUUCAAUUCAAAAGUGUAAAGAGAUUUUGGUUGGAAUGUGGGGAGCACCAGACGUGUGCAUUUAACUCGACUGCGUCACAAAUAUUGAAGACCACUUUUCCAAACCUUGAAAGUCUUUCUAUAGCGAAACUUGGAUUGUUUCUGCAAAAGGACUUUGGCUUUCUAGAUAGUCUGCCAAAUAUCAAACGGCUUAGUAUCACGGAGAAGAGUAGCCUAGACCUAGAAAACGACGAGAGUCCAGAUUCAAUGCAUUCCACAAACUUGCUUGUCGAUUGCAUGGAAUUAUUAUUACAUCCACCAGGUUUACAGAUGAUAGAAUGGAACCGCGGUGGGUACCAAAGAGCACGCUGCGAUAUCACUUGGGGGAACUCCAAACAGAUUCAAUUCGUGGACAUAUGGUUGACGAUCGGUGGAGAGAAAGUUUUAGUGGCAGAGAGGUAUGAUGGGUGGUAUUUUAGGGAAGAACUGUUUUAUGGGAUGGGAUCCGAGUCGAAAUGGGGAGAACUGUGGGCGCGGCGGUUUGUACAGGAUUCAAGGGUGGUGGCACCCUUCGAGUUUGAAGGCCGGGAUCGCGAUGAAGAAAUGCAUAUGCUUAGUGACGGGCCACCUGAAGCUAUUCCAUGGUGA